This is a messenger RNA of Ostertagia ostertagi, 387 nucleotides long. Lineage: Eukaryota; Metazoa; Nematoda; Chromadorea; Rhabditida; Trichostrongylidae. The record is from the annotation of a GenBank genome assembly.
AUGCUCAGAUUUACGGCGCUGUUGCUCUGUUUCUGCUCAUCCGUCGCUGCUCUAUCCAUACUCGAUCAAAUACACUGGGUAAAUGAACCGGUACCAGUUUGUGAUACGAAAAAUUCAAAUAACUCGUAUAUCUACUGUAAUGGAACUUUACUAAUGGCCGUAAAUUUUCACGAACUAUAUAAUGACUCGAAGACUUUUGUCGAUAUGCCCAUGAGAUAUGAUCCAGGCCCAGAUUUCAGCCCUGCCGGAAGUGAAAUGAUGUCAUGCACACCAAUGGAUUGGCAUCCACAACCGGCUAAACUAAUGACAAUCGCCGAUCCACAACUACGGGAAUGGGCGCUGAAACUGAACGCGAUCUGGUUAACUCUAUGUCGAAAGGUUUGCUGA